AUGUUCCGUCCCGCCUCCAGAGCUCUCCUCCGCGCACCCGGUGUCGCAGCCCGUGGCCCGGCUGGAAAGCGAUUGAUAAGCACCACUCCUUCAGAGCCCAAGUCGAGGAGUUGGAAGAAUACCGCCGUCCGGUUCGGAUUGGCCAUUGGAGCUAUCUACUACUACAACACCAGCAGUGCUUUUGCUAAGGAGCCGACGUUCUCCUUCCGCAGCCAAAACCAAACAGAAUCCGUCGACGAGUCUUCCCUCCCAACCCUCGAAUCGGUCAAGUCCAAGAUCCGCGAGCGUGAGCAGAAAGUAGCCGCCCCCAAGGCCCCCGAGACCGAGGUGCAACCCGCCGCAGAUGAACAGGCCCAGCUCAGCAUCGAGUCUGGUGAGGGUGCUGUGAAGUCGCCCCAGGAGCUCGAGGAGGAAGCCGGCCAGGAAGCCGCUUUCAACCCCGAGACUGGCGAGAUUAACUGGGACUGCCCGUGUCUCGGUGGUAUGGCUCACGGCCCUUGCGGAGAAGACUUCAAGGCCGCCUUUAGCUGCUUUGUUUUCUCCGAGGACGAGCCCAAGGGAAUUGACUGCAUCGACAAGUUCAAGGCUAUGCAAGAUUGCUUCCGUCAACACCCCGAGAUCUACGGCGCCGAGUUAGAAGACGAUGAGGCUCCUCCUGCCCCUGAAGGCCAGCAGGCUAUCGAAGAACCCGCCCCCGCAGCUCAGACCGAGGCCGCCUCGAAUCCCGAGACCACCGCCAUUCCCAAGGAAUCGCACGACACUGAAAGCAAGAACGAGGCCCCCAAGUCUUCGUAG
Aspergillus wentii DTO 134E9 is the source of this 795-nucleotide messenger RNA. RefSeq names its product coiled-coil-helix-coiled-coil-helix domain-containing protein. The transcript has 3 exons. The coding region runs from base 1 to 795 and encodes 264 amino acids. NCBI's taxonomy places the organism in Eukaryota, Fungi, Ascomycota, Eurotiomycetes, Eurotiales, Aspergillaceae. The record is from RefSeq and is a predicted model, not a curated record. Gene Ontology annotation, molecular function: protein-disulfide reductase activity. Gene Ontology annotation, biological process: protein import into mitochondrial intermembrane space. Gene Ontology annotation, cellular component: mitochondrial intermembrane space.